AUGCGAUUUCUCUGCUUACAUGGAAUGGGCGAGAAUGGAAGGGUCUUCGAGGCCCAAACCGCAGCCAUACGCCAUCGGCUUGGCCCUGAACACACCUACGAGUGGUUGGAUGGAUCGGUCCCAACCGAUAUGGCCCCUGGCCUCGAGACGGUCGCUAUGCCAAGCGACGAGUUUCUGAUGUAUGUUGACGAUAGCCAAGAGAGUCGUGUGCGACUCCUCGCGAAUCUGCAGGAGUUUGUGGCCACUGAGGGGCCGUUUGAUGGUUUAUUUGCUUUUUCCCAUGGCGCCAGCUGCGGUGCAACACUACUAUUGCAUGAAUUCCAGAAGAACGAUCAGGCGGUCCCAUUCCGCUGCGCUGUCUUCUUCUGUGGUGGGCCACCGGAGGAUCCUAAGAUGUUGCUAGAAGGGGAUCGCCGGGUCAUGGACGCCGCAACCGAUGGCGAGGUCUUGGAUCUCCCCACGGCGCAUAUCUGGGGGCGGAAUGACCAUCGAUAUGCAUUCGGGCCCCAACUCAGCUCGUUGUGUAGCAGCGCCAACCGCGAGGUCUUUGUGCAUGACAGUGGUCAUGAGAUUCCUGGGCCGCGCGAUCCCGAGGCUGUGAUGCAGGCGGUUCAGGUCAUCAAACGGACGUUGGCUAGAGCUACAGCGGAUGAGAAUUUUUAA
Aspergillus affinis is the source of this 663-nucleotide messenger RNA. RefSeq lists its product as uncharacterized. The record is from RefSeq and is a predicted model, not a curated record. Lineage: Eukaryota; Fungi; Ascomycota; Eurotiomycetes; Eurotiales; Aspergillaceae. The transcript is spliced from 4 exons. Gene Ontology annotation, cellular component: nucleus; cytoplasm. The coding region runs from base 1 to 663 and encodes 220 amino acids.